ACAGAUGUGAAACGUCAAACGUAUUGUAUACAAUCCAAAUGAUCCAUUUACACCCAGAAUGUUUCUGGAACAUAUAGACUGGAAAAAUCCUCGAUUUUCGCGAUGGAAUCUCAGCAAACUCGGCAAAUUGAACCAGGCCCAGCUUGACGCUUUCUUUGAAGACGAUGCCACUGAUUUUCCCGACUUCACCGAAACCGAAUUGAGAUACCUCUGUGAAAAGGUUCCGUGUCACAUCGAGCUGUUCCACUCGAAUGUGUGCCAUGGCGUGAAGAAGAGUUGGCCAAAGCGACAAUUCGGCCGAGCCACAUUCGACGAUUUGGCACCAUGGCAAAAACGUCGUUUGUACCAGAAAAUGGAAAGAAACGCCGUGUAUUUGUACAAUAAAUAUGUUGAUGAGGAUCGUUUGAAGAAACGACGAAUCAAUCGUUCAAAUCGUGCCUUGGCCCCAUAUUAUGAAGAAAGAUACCUGAAAAAUUGCUUCAAUCGCAUUAAAGCACUUGGUGAUGCUGAGUAUGACCGAAUGAAUAUGAGCGAUUCAGACGCCUCAUUGAUAACGGUGAUUAACACACAAGAUUACGAAAGUGGUUCUCCGUUGAGAAGAGGUCGAAUACGUGCAAAACCUGGUCCAAAGAGUUCAAAAUCUGUAAAGAGCUCGAAGCCUGGUCCAAAGAGUUCAAAACCCAGUUCACGGCAUUCGAAAUCCAGUUCACAACGUUCGAGAUCACGUACAUCAGUGCACAGCGAUUCCGGUCCAGAAAUUGAAAUGGAUAGUCAAAUUAUCUAUGAACAUUCGUCUGAAGACGAUGAUGCGGAUGAAUAUUUGUCGGCCAAUGAAGAGGAACCCAGCCAAGGCAAGAGAUCAAAUCGAAACGGGCCAUCGUCUGUAGCAAGUCCAAAUAAUAUCAAAUCUGAGGGAUCGUCACCAUUUCUUACACCGAACAAAGAAAUGGAAGAUGUUGCCCCGAUCUCAACGCCAAAUAUUAAACAACUGCGUCAGCUACGAUCCAAUUUAUUCCGAGUUGAAUCCGAAAAUAAUGUUGAACGUGAUCACAGCGUUGCAAUGGUAAUUGAAAUCGAAAGCGAACCGAUCGUUGAAUUUGCACUGCCAAAUCCGAUCCGUGCGGCAAGAAAAUCUGGCAACACCGGCAUCGCCGGAGGAAAUUCAAUUGAAAAUGUUGAUAGUGGUUCGGAUGAUUCGUCGUCCGUUGACGAACUGCCAUUAGUCAUUGAUGAACGGUUCAACGAUUUGCUGUCCGAAAGUUCUGCCACCUCAUCGAUUCAAAUUAGCAACGAUGAUAUUGAAUCACUGCGUUUGGCAUCCUCACUACAAAUGGAUCCGAGUGAUUUUAUGAUGAUCAACUCACACGAUCUAUCCAUACUGCAUGACAUAAAUAUCAACGAGAAUUUGGAAAUCAUCUCAAGUCCCAGCCUGACGAGCAGCUAUUCACUUCGACACAAAACAAACAGGUCGAACAACAGUUACUCAUUGCGUCAUCGAAAAAAUACCACACAUACCUAAAAAAAUGUUUGGCAAGAAUUGUGAAUAUUAAAGAUUCAAUUUGUUAGGUAAUCUAAUGUUCGCUUGAGAGCCAAUUUAGAAUCAAAAUUAAAUGCCAAAAAAUUUGUUUUGUUUUUGCUUUUGAAAACAUUGCAUCGCAAUAAGUGUAGGGUAAACAGACGCGUGCAAUAUUCAUAUCACUUGAGUGAUACGCCAACAUCCAUGUCGAAACGUUCUUUUUUUGCACACGUAAAGCGUCAGCAUUUUUUUUAUCAGUGAAAAUGAUUCAAAACACGAGACGUAAGCGUUGAUAUCGAACUGAAUCGAUGAGCUGCGUAUUUUUGUCACAUCAUGCAGAAGUGAACUAAACUAGUUUUACUAAAUGACAUCCCGGGAUAUACAUACCAUUUAAUUGUUUCAACCCAAAACAGCAAACGACUGAAAUUGUAUUUUUUAAAUUGUAAUAUAUCAAAAUGAGAAAAAGAAAACUUGAAA
Molecule: messenger RNA, 1993 nt
Organism: Sitodiplosis mosellana (orange wheat blossom midge)
Lineage: Eukaryota; Metazoa; Arthropoda; Insecta; Diptera; Cecidomyiidae
Exons: 2
Coding region: 59-1519 (486 amino acids)
Source: RefSeq, a predicted model, not a curated record